This is a messenger RNA of Besnoitia besnoiti, 555 nucleotides long. RefSeq names its product putative U2 snRNP auxiliary factor. Lineage: Eukaryota; Apicomplexa; Conoidasida; Eucoccidiorida; Sarcocystidae. The record is from RefSeq and is a predicted model, not a curated record. Gene Ontology annotation, biological process: mRNA splicing, via spliceosome. Bases 1 to 555 code for a protein of 184 amino acids. The transcript has 3 exons. Gene Ontology annotation, molecular function: pre-mRNA 3'-splice site binding; metal ion binding. Gene Ontology annotation, cellular component: U2AF complex; spliceosomal complex.
AUGGCGGAGCAUCUGGCUCGCAUCAUAGGGACUGAGGAGGAUAGGGUGAAUUGCCCGUUCUACUGGAAGAUCGGUGCCUGUCGGCAUGGCGACCAGUGCUCGCGGUCACAUUACAAACCAACAUCCUCGCCAACAAUUGUCCUCCGGCACAUGUAUCCCAAUCCUCCGGUGGCAGUCGCGAUCGCUGAAGGGCAGAAUGGCAAGCAGAUCCACGCGGAAUUCACUCCUGUGACGGACUUCCGUGAAGCUCGUUGCCGGCAGUUCGUCGAUGGCCAAUGCCGCAGAGGUGGGUACUGCAAUUUUAUGCAUCUCAAACAUGUUCCUCGGUCUUUGAAGAGGAAGCUCUUCAAAAAGAUGUACGAAGACCAUCCUGACUAUGGAAGGAAAAGAUCACCCGGACGCAGAAGAUCACGAUCCCGGCAGCGGUCUCUUUCUCCCAGGAGACAAGGAAAGAGGCGUUCCCCGAGCAUUCAAAGGCCAGAGCGUCAGACGAGCGAAGAACGGAGAGCGAUGAUCGCAAAAUGGAACGCUGAGCGUGAAGAAGGCAAUGGGUGA